This is a messenger RNA of Salvia miltiorrhiza (redroot sage), 2499 nucleotides long. RefSeq names its product pentatricopeptide repeat-containing protein At5g46580, chloroplastic. The transcript has a single exon. Bases 152 to 2275 code for a protein of 707 amino acids. The record is from RefSeq and is a predicted model, not a curated record. NCBI's taxonomy places the organism in Eukaryota, Viridiplantae, Streptophyta, Magnoliopsida, Lamiales, Lamiaceae. Gene Ontology annotation, molecular function: protein binding.
UAAAACAGAACAAAUAUAAGAAUUGUGAUAAGGUUGAAGGAGAAGAAGUAUCGCAGCAUUCAAAACAUAGAAAAAACAAAAAAGCAAAAAAAUCUUAUACUACCAUGGAUAGGACAUUGCAGAGUUCUCCACUCAUUCAAAUUCCAUUUCCAUGGCAACAAAUCUCUCAACGCCACCUCUCUCACCAUAUCUCUCCUCCCACAACCACCACCACCACUGCCCACUCCGCCUUCCCGCCAACAACAAAAGAUGCACCAUUUCAUCCAAGAGAGCUCCCGCGCCUCCCUCCGCCGUCGCCGGCGAGCAGCACAGCCCAUCUCUCGCAGAGCAGCUCAAACCCUUAUCCACCACCACCCUCUCCGACCAACCCAACGAAGCCCAGCUCCUAUCCAAGCCGAAAUCCACGUGGGUUAACCCCACCAAGUCCAAACCCUCCGUGCUCUCCCUCCAGCGCCACAAACGCUCCUCUCCUUACUCCCACAAUCCCCAAAUCAAGGACCUCCGGAAUUUCGCCAAGAAAUUGAACGACUGCGAGGAAUCCGCAUUCUCGGAUGUAAUUGAGAAAAUCCCCCACCCGCCCACCAGAGAAAACGCGCUAUUGCUGCUCAACAGCCUGCGCCCAUGGCAGAAAACCCUAAUUUUCUUCGAUUGGGUGAAAACCCAAAACGCGUUUCCCAUGGAAACCAUCUUUUACAAUGUCACCAUGAAGUCUCUGCGAUUUGGCCGCCAAUUUCAGCACAUUGAGGCUCUCGCGCUGGAGAUGGUGGAGAAGGGAAUCCCGCUAGACAACAUCACUUACUCCACCAUUAUCACCUGCGCAAAAAGGUGCAAUCUUUUCGAUAAAGCCGUGGAGUGGUUUGAGACGAUGUAUAAAACUGGUUUGAUGCCUGAUGAGGUCACUUAUUCUGCUGUUUUGGAUGUGUAUGCGAAAUUGGGGAAAGUUGAGGAGGUGAUGAGCUUGUAUGAGAGGGGUAGAGCUAGUGGGUGGAAGCCUGAUGAAAUUGCUUUUGCUGUUUUGGCGAAGAUGUUUGGUGAGGCAGGGGAUUAUGAUGGGAUCAAGUAUGUUUUGCAGGAGAUGAAGUCUCUCGGGAUUCAGCCGAAUUUAGUCGUGUACAAUUCGUUGCUUGAGGCGCUGGGGAAAGCCGGGAAGCCCGGGUUAGCCAGGAGCUUGUUUGAGGAGAUGGUGGAGUCGGGUGUCUCCCCGAAUGAGAAGACGUUAACAGCCUUGAUCAAGAUAUACGGCAAGGCUAGGUGGGCUAGGGAUGCACUGCAGCUGUGGGAGAGGAUGAGGCUGAAUGGAUGGCCUGUGGAUUUCAUCUUGUACAACACUUUGCUCAGCAUGUGUGCUGAUCUCGGGCUGGUGGAGGAGGCCGAGGCGUUGUUUGAGGACAUGAGGGGGUCGGAGAAAUGCAGGCCGGAUAGCUGGAGCUAUACGGCCAUGCUUAACAUAUAUGGGAGUGGUGGAAAUGUGGAUAAGGCUAUGGUGCUGUUUAGGGAGAUGAGUGAGGGUGGUGUGCAGCUCAAUGUGAUGGGGUGCACUUGCUUGAUUCAAUGCUUGGGGCGGGCGAAGAGGGUUGAUGACUUGGUGAGCGUGUUUGGGAUUGCCGUGGAGAGUGGAGUGAGGCCGGACGAUAGGUUGUGUGGGUGCUUGCUCUCGGUUGUGUCUUAUUGUGAAGGGGAGGAUGCAAGCAAGGUUCUUGCUUGCUUGGAGCGGGCAAACGUGGCAUUGGCCGCGUUUGUGAGGGUGAUCUGUGGCGAAGAGAGCCCUAGCUUCGAUGUGGUGAAGGAGGAGUUGAAGCGGAUCUUGAGCAGCACGGCUGUGGAGGCGAGGAGGCCGUUCUGCAACUGCUUGAUCGACAUAUGCAGGAACAGGGGGCGCCACGAGAGGGCUCACGAGCUUCUCUAUUUAGGGACUUUGUACGGUUUGUAUCCCGGCUUGCACACCAAGACCGAGGAGGAGUGGCGGCUGAAUGUCCGGUCUCUGUCGGUUGGGGCAGCCCAGACCGCGUUGGAGGAGUGGAUGGGGACGCUGGCUAGGAUCGUGCAGCGCAGGGAGAGCCUGCCCGCGUUGUUCUCUGCCAACACCGGGUCAGGGAACCACAAGUUCUCGCAGGGCUUGGGGGGCGCCUUCGCCUCCCAUGUGGAGAAGCUCGCGGCUCCCUUCACCGAGAGCGAGGGGAAGCCCGGGUUGUUCACCGCCACGCGGGAGGAUCUCGUGUCGUGGCUGCAGUCCAGAGCACCGCCCUCGGCUGCGACCACGGCGUUUACCAACUGAGAGUGGUUGCUGCUGCCGAGGCAAGCGGCAAUGCCAAAGAGUUUUGGAACAUUGUAUACUUACAUGACCAUGGCUUUGUUAUAGGGUGAAGUGGUAUUUGAAAGUAAUUUUAUGACAUAGUUUUUGUUACUUGCAAGUGUUAAGAGGCAACAAAAUCAUGUAUUGGUGAAAUGAGCCAAUGCAUGGUGUUUCUGUUAUGAGUGAAAAUAUCACAGUUUUCUUGA